CAAACAAAGAAAGCUGCAAAAUCUUGAUACUUCCAACCCGAUGUUGCGAAACCAGUUUAUCAAUCGGUGAGGCCGAAGCUCCAACACCCUCAAGUCAAAUAGGAGGAGUACUACAUAUGCUGAUAAGUUUCUCGACAAAAUGCCGUCUCUACAAACAGCAUUGCCUCCUGAACUUGCCAACAAUGUCAUUAGACUUUACCUGGAAUGCCUUCGAAGAGCUAAAUACGUAGGCAGUCGGCAACACAAUACAGAGCUUGUCGUUGAUAUGGUGAGACAGCAAUUUAGAAAGCACAUGCAUGAGACAAAUCCGGAUAAGAUUCAGAAGUUAAAGGAUGAUGCGGCAAGGGGGCUCAUAAACCAUAUACUAUAUGAAUCUGAGAAGAUGUCCGGUCGUAAAUUCAGCCUGAACUCUUGAUCUUGCUCAAAUGAUGAGCUGGUACGUUCCAGAAGACGAUGUGAGGAUGCAAGGACAAGGCUCUAUCCUUUCUUUAAAAAGGAGGCGACCCUAGUUGUUUAGAGGACGGAAGGGCUCUCCUUUGAAGUGUAUCACCUUCUGUCCCAAAUUGCUAAUCCUUUUUCCGUGUUCCAAAUGGAAAUUGAAACUUAUUGGUUUGGAACAAUGCUCUUUAUUUUAUGCUUUGGGUUUUCCAAGUGAAUGUGCAUUGUAGGAAAUUUCAAAUUUGGAAAGGUGAUGUACAAAAGAGAAUCGAAGAGCUUGGAAAGAAUAAACAGUUGGUUCUUCUUGUGUUCCCUUGUUCUUCCAAUGCCAGUUAAUGAUUACCGAGA
This is a messenger RNA of Rhododendron vialii, 786 nucleotides long. RefSeq lists its product as uncharacterized. The record is from RefSeq and is a predicted model, not a curated record. The transcript is spliced from 5 exons. The coding region runs from base 140 to 415 and encodes 91 amino acids. Lineage: Eukaryota; Viridiplantae; Streptophyta; Magnoliopsida; Ericales; Ericaceae.